Strongylus vulgaris is the source of this 433-nucleotide messenger RNA. The record is from the annotation of a GenBank genome assembly. NCBI's taxonomy places the organism in Eukaryota, Metazoa, Nematoda, Chromadorea, Rhabditida, Strongylidae.
UCUUCAGAUUUCUCCCACUACUUCUGUCCCAACUCCAGUAACUUCUCCGCAGAAAACGGCGGAUAAUGGUGUUGAUUUUGAAGAGUUCCGUGCAGCUUUAUUGAGUGUAGUUGAUCGAACUGAUCCACGGGUAGAUCUUACUGAUUUCAAAAUGAUCGGUGAAGGAUCAACGGGUAUUGUGUUAUCAGCGUAUAAGCACUCACUAAAACAUAUUGUGGCUGUGAAACGAAUGAAUUUGAGGAAGCAACAGCGGCGUGAACUACUUUUCAAUGAGGUAUCAAUAAUGCGAGAUUAUCAACAUGCGAAUAUUGUUCGCAUGUUCUCCUCACAUCUUGUUGGUGAUGAAUUAUGGGUAGUGAUGGAAUUUAUGGAAGGAGGAUCCUUAACCGAUAUCGUCACGCAAACAAGGUUAGUUGAUGACCAUUUACGUUAA